Molecule: messenger RNA, 4455 nt
Organism: Mucor mucedo
Lineage: Eukaryota; Fungi; Mucoromycota; Mucoromycetes; Mucorales; Mucoraceae
Exons: 5
Coding region: 1-4455 (1484 amino acids)
Biological process (GO): microtubule-based movement; cytoskeleton-dependent intracellular transport
Cellular component (GO): kinesin complex; microtubule
Molecular function (GO): microtubule motor activity; ATP hydrolysis activity; microtubule binding
Source: RefSeq, a predicted model, not a curated record
AUGGAAGGAGAUCAAACGAUUAUCACUAAACCCGCAGAUCAUAAAGGCAGUAGAGAUAUGGAAGAUGUAAAGGCAUUUACGUUCGAUAAGUCGUACUGGUCUGCCGAUAAGUCAGAUCCCACCUAUGCAGAUCAAAGCACUGUCUACAACGACCUUGGAGAGGAUUUGCUAAAUCAUGCUUUUGACGGUUACAAUUGCUGUAUUUUUGCGUAUGGUCAAACUGGUUCUGGUAAAUCAUAUUCAAUGAUGGGUUAUGGCGAGGAUAAAGGUAUUAUCCCCAAAACCUGUAUGGAAUUGUUCAACCGUAUCGAAUCCAACAAAAACCCUGCAUUGAAUCAUCGUGUCGAAGUCUCCUAUAUCGAAAUUUACAAUGAAAAAGUUCACGAUUUAUUAAACCCUAAAAACAAGGGCAACCUCAAAGUCCGUGAGCAUCCAUCCCUGGGCCCCUAUGUCGAGGAUCUUUCUCGUCUUGUCGUGCGUUCCUUUGACGAUAUCAACCAUUUAAUGGAUGAAGGCAAUAAAGCCCGUACCGUAGCAUCAACCAACAUGAAUGAAACUUCCUCUCGUUCUCAUGCCGUAUUUACUUUAUUCUUGACUCAAACUAGGCUAGACGAAGCGACUAAAUUAGAAACUGAGAAAGUAGCUCGUAUUAGUUUGGUCGAUUUAGCGGGUAGUGAACGUGCUAACAGCACCGGUGCCACAGGCGCAAGAUUAAAAGAAGGCGCCAAUAUCAAUCGUUCCUUGACAACCCUUGGUAAAGUCAUUUCAGGUCUUGCCGAUCAAUCCAUUGCCGAUGCGGCCAAAAAAAGCGGCAAAAAGCAAAAAGAGGUCUUUAUCCCAUACCGUGAUUCCGUCUUGACUUGGUUAUUAAAGGACUCCUUGGGCGGAAAUUCUAAAACUGCCAUGAUUGCCGCUAUCUCGCCAGCCGAUUAUGAGGAAACACUUUCCACUUUAAGAUACGCUGAUCAAGCCAAAAAAAUCACCAAUAAGGCCGUUGUGAAUGAAGACCCUAAUGCAAAGAUGAUUCGUGAGCUAAAGGAAGAAUUAGAUACAUUACGUGACCGUUUACGUGUUUAUGCACCGGAAGUAGUAGAAGAAUUAUCCUCAUCCAGUGCCCAUCGCCAGGACGACCCGAACGGAAUACGAACGCCAAUACCGACCAGAUCUGCCAUUACAAAUGCUCAUCAAAUACUUGUCAUUGAAGAUGCGCAAGGCAACAAAAAGAAAAUGACAAAACAAGAAGUAGUCGACCAAUUGACUAGUUCCGAAAAACUACUAGCAAACCUCAACGAAACUUGGGAAGAAAAAUUAAAGCGAACUGAGGAAAUCCACUUUGAUCGAGAAAAAGCAUUAAAAGAUCUAGGCAUUACCAUUGAUAAGAACGAUAUGGGUAUUUACAUGCCCAAGGAAAUUCCAUUCAUUGUCAACCUAAAUGAAGAUCCGCUCAUGUCAGAAUGUCUCAUGUAUCAAAUUAAGAGUGGAAAAACACGUGUAGGAAGACAAGAAGGCCAGAGCCAGUGCGAAAUCCGCUUGAGUGGAUCCAAUAUUCAAGACGAACAUUGCUGGUUUGAACAUGGUCCUGAUAACGCAGUGACUUUGCACCCAGCGCCAGCAAAAAAGGACGCCAUGACUAUGGUGAAUGGCAUACGUAUAAGUGAACCUCGACGUCUGAAGAAUGGAUACAGAAUUAUCCUAGGUCAUCAUCAUAUUUUUCGAUUUAAUCAUCCUGAAGAAGUGCGACGAGAAAGAAACGACUCGCAAAGACAGAUUACCAGCUCUCCUGUUCCCAUAGAUCCCACCACAGAUGAAGAGAGUAAUCUUGAUCCCAGUCUCUUGGGCUCCUCAGAACUCAUGGAUUGGAAUUAUGCACGUUUAGAAGCCAUGCGUAAUCACUAUUCAUCUGAAACAAAUUUCAGAGGAUUGAAAGACGACGAAAUUGAAAAGCUCUACGACGAUAUUGGAAAGAUCCGACAGUCGAGAAGAACGCGUGCAGAUAGCCGACUUGAUUUUGACGAUGACGAUUCAUCUUCUAGUGGUCAUAGACUUUCUACUGCAGCUACCAUGGUUGAUGACGGCAGUAUUUGUACAGAUACUACGAUUGUACCCGAAAAGAUCCAAGACAAGAUCAAUGAUGUCAAGGAGAAGCAUCGUAAAGAAUUAGAUUUGCAACGCAGUUUUUACGAGGCCAAGUUGCAUCGCAUGUCCUCCAUGCAUUCUUCGGAUCCACAAAGCGGGGAAAUUUCCAUGUACUCACCCAAACAGAAGACACUGAUAAAAAAUGUGUUCAACCGUUGGAAACGUAUUCAUUAUGUGACCAUGGCUGAGGUCGUUUUAACUCAUGCUGUCUUGCUGAAGGAGGCUAACAUCAUUUCUCGCGAGCUUGAAAAAGAUGUUUUGUAUCAAUUCACAAUCAUUGAAGAUGCCUUUACGCACUUAAAAUCACAUUGGGAAGAGACAUCGGGUCUGCACCAGUUUGAACAAGAUGAUGAGGAGGGUGCAGGCCAUGACGCAACGUUGAUCAGCUGUCCUAAACCUUGUAUUGGUAUUCGUGUCAUUGAUAAAAAGAAUCAGUCUGUCUAUGUUUGGUCACUAGAUAAACUUAAAUCUCGGCUUCACAAGAUGCGCAACCUGAGAAACUUUAUUGAUCGUCCCCAAUAUCGGAAGCACUUCAACUGGGAAGAUCCGUUUCAUGAAGUCCCAUGUCCCAAAUAUUCCUUUGUAGGUAGUGCCGCUGUCUCCGUAAGAAAUCUUACUCGCCAACAUCAAGCCUAUGAGAGUUGCGUCGAAAUUUUGUGUCGAAUCACGGGUCAAGUCAAAGGUAAACUACGCUUACUGGUGUCGCCUAUUGCUCGUUCUGGAGCCAUUGCUGAUAUUGAAGAAGAAGACGGAGACGGUUUACAUGUCGGUCAACAGUUGUUAUUCGAAAUUCGCUUAUUAGAAUUGAUUGGAUUGAACGAAAACGAAUUUACUCAAGUCCACGUUCAGUACAGAUUAUCUUCAUUUGGUGGUAUUGCCCCACACGCAGCUGCCGAAAAAUUAUUUGCCACCGAACCUAUUAGUGGGUUUGGAAAUAGCAAAUCUAUCACCUUAGAUUACAGCCAAACACUCUCUAUACUUGUUACAAAAUCGAUUAAGGAUAUAUUGAUGCAUAAGAUGAUUGUAUUUGAAAUAUAUGGUGUCGCACAACCUCGAAUCCUUUCACAGUACGAACGUUGGGACGAUCAGCGUGAGAAGCCCAAACUCGCUACCAUGCUGGCUGAAAAUAACCCAUUGUAUAAAAAUGUACCACCAUCAGCUGCCUCUGAAAGACGACCGGAAGAAGAACUUUUGGCAGCGGAACGACAUGAUGUACUUGCUUGGAUUCAGAUUUGUGAGCUUAUGCCGAACGGCGAAUAUUUACCUGUGCAAGUUGUUGCACAAACACCAUUAGAUCGCGGUGCAUUUGUCCUGAGACAGGGUCUUCAACGUCGUAUCUGUAUUACUUUGUCACAUACUUCGGGACGACAAUUCCUAUGGAACAAAAUGAGCAAAGCUAUGAUUGGUCAAGUUAGGACUUUAGAUGCAAAAGGACGAAUCAUCAACUCACCUGCACAUGAAGAUAUCCCUAUCCGUCUUUUAUCUCAACAACAAGUGCAAUACAAGAAUGAUGGUACCAGUAUUUUAAUUGCGCAAGGUGCUUGGGACUCCUCCCAACAUGAUUGCUUAUUCUUGAACAGAUUAACACUAGCCGGCACACGUAUCAUCCUCAACUUGAAGUGGGAAAUUGAAACUGAAAAGUGUUCUAAACCUAUACAGUGUAGUAUGGAUAUUGCUGUACGUAUUCAAGGCCGUGACGCUUCCAAUUUUGGAUUACGUAAGCUGUUAGGUUCUAAUAGAUAUUUGACAAAAUGUAGUGGUGUGUUUUUAAUUCACCUGAGACCACCAAUGACACGUCGUGUUAGUCAGUUAUGGAGGUUGAAUACAGCAUCCAAGUUUGUUCCCGGAGAAGAGUUUUUAGGCUCUUGGAGACCUCGCGGUGUCUCAUUGAUCAAUGAUUUCAAACAUAUCCAGAACCGUAUACAGCGCAAAGAACAAGUGACAGCUACAACUCAAAAACUUAUGUUACAUACUGCUCGAUCACAAACCAGCCAUGGAUCCAUGAACGAUAAAGAAACUACAUCAGCUUCUAUAGCUACCAGUGAUGAUCAGCAAGCCGAAUUAGUCCGAAAAGUGCUGUCAUUAUGGAAUAGCAAAUGGGGUACUGAUAAAGAGAUUAUUCUUAGUCAGGAUCCUCCUAUCCCUGGUAUGAAGGAUUUAGAUCAACUUCAGAAGGAUGCCUGGAGUGCAGCAAAAUUAAUUUCAGAAGUAAAAUUAAUAACUGAAUUCGACAAUGUGACGAAAAGAGGAUAUUUAACAUAUCAAGAAAAUGCAUUGGAUGAUAAAUGGGUGAAGCGUUGGUUUGUUUUGCGGAGGUAA